AUGGAGCCCACAGGGCCGCCACAACUCGACUUCUCAAAGUAUACUUCUGGCAACAUCAAGGAACGGGAGCUCUUUUGUAGAAAGCUUCGGAUAGCGUUACAGCGAUGGGGCUUCGUCAGCCUGAUCAACUACGGAAUUCCAGACGCAGAUAUCGAGGAGCUGUUCCAGUACAGUCGACGCUUUUUCGCCUUGACAGACGCCCAGAAGAUGUCUGUCCCGCAUCCGCCUGUGCCAAAUCCACAUCGAGGAUACAGCUUCGUUGGCCAGGAAUUCACUUCGAGUCUCAGUCGGCCACGAGAAAAAGAAGCACGAAAUGGACGACGACUGCGGGACCUGAAAGAGACCUUUGAUUGGGGCGCGAUUGACGAUCGGCUCUACCCGAGCAUUUGGCCGGAAGAUGAGAUAUUGCCCGGCUUCCGCGGUGUGCUGGAGUCACAUUUUGCUAGAGCACACAAGCUUCACCUGACCAUUCUGCGAGCUCUCGCGGAGUGCACCGGUGCCCACCCGGAUACAUUCCUGCAAGCGCAUAGGGGGAACGAUAGCGAAGCACGUCUAGCGCACUACCCAUCAGUCAAGUCUGGUAGUCUUGGUGCUGAACGAGGCACCUCAAGGAUAUGCGAGCACACCGAUUCGGGCUCUGUGACACUGCUGUGGCAAGACUCUGUGGGUGGGCUCGAAAUCGAAGAUCCGCUGUCACGACACUUCAUCGAAGUACGCAACCCUGCACCGGCAGUCCUGGUCAACCUUGGAGACGCGAUGGAGCGGUGGAGCAAUGGCGUUCUUUCCGCAGCCUAUCACCGCGUAGGAAAGCCAUCCUGCCAUGAUGCCCAGGGCGAAGUUCCAGAGCGAUAUUCCAUCAUGUACUUUGGUAAGCCGGAUCGCGCCGCCAGCCUGGGACCGCUUGCACAAUACGUGACCGCCAGUAGGCCAGCGAAAUAUGCCGAGGUUACCGGCGACGCGUUGAAUCAGGGGACGCUGCAGCGCACCUAUGAGCCUGAAGAGGCGGAGCUGACCAGGUUUGGGCAGUCGAACAGGCAGUAGAUGCAGAAGAGGUGGGAAGCUGAAGAUACAACAAGGAGUGGUGGUGGUGCGGGAGCUGACAUUGGUGUGAAAUCCAUGCCAUGACAGUCGGACGUUGGCACAAGCUUUCUGCUAGGCCGAAGGGGUGUUAGCGCAGAAUAGACUAAGUGCUCAGCCGCGGUCCUCCCGUCGGGCCCGUCCUCUGCCAAGACUCACAAGGCUCGAGCUCGAGCUACCUUACCGCAGAGAAAUCUGCGGUUGACCACGCUAAAAGCGGAGUUAACCAACGUCCGUAUAGCCGAGCCUGUGCGUAACCGUGUAUAUAGUCAACCGCAAAUUAGCGCCU
Molecule: messenger RNA, 1366 nt
Organism: Pseudocercospora fijiensis CIRAD86
Lineage: Eukaryota; Fungi; Ascomycota; Dothideomycetes; Mycosphaerellales; Mycosphaerellaceae
Exons: 1
Coding region: 1-1041 (346 amino acids)
Molecular function (GO): dioxygenase activity
Source: RefSeq, a predicted model, not a curated record